This is a messenger RNA of Labrus mixtus (cuckoo wrasse), 2567 nucleotides long. RefSeq names its product Yip1 domain family, member 6 (gene yipf6). The record is from RefSeq and is a predicted model, not a curated record. The transcript has 2 exons. Lineage: Eukaryota; Metazoa; Chordata; Actinopteri; Labriformes; Labridae. Gene Ontology annotation, cellular component: membrane; trans-Golgi network. Bases 215 to 901 code for a protein of 228 amino acids. Gene Ontology annotation, biological process: endoplasmic reticulum to Golgi vesicle-mediated transport.
UGACGUCCUACGGAAGUAAACAAUCCGCAGGUGACGUGGAGUAAAGUCUUUCACAACCAACCGGACAGGCUGGGUCAGCUGGAGCUGAAUUCUCGGGUUUAUUGGGACAUUUGUCGUUUCAGUCGCUUUCUGACUUUUCAGUUCAUCAAAUGGACUCAACUGUUGUCGUCUAAAACUCACUGAAUAUCCAAUCCUUGUUAAACUCUGAAGUAAAAUGGCGUCAGCAGAGGAGGCCAGCAGACCCUUCGCCGGGCUGUCGGAUGUCUCCAUCUCGGAGGACAUCCCCGUGGAGGGGGACAUCUCUGUGCCCAUGAGCUCCUCCAGGCGGGACGACGAGUUCUCCACACUAGACGAGCCGGUGAAGGAGACUAUUCUGCGGGACCUGAGGGCGGUGGGGAACAAGUUCAUCCACGUCCUGUACCCGAAGCGGAGCUCGGCUCUGCUGCGGGACUGGGACCUGUGGGGCCCGCUGCUGCUCUGCGUGACGCUGGCUCUGCUGCUGCAGGGAGGCGCAGCUGACAGCGACGACCAGGGGGGACCUCAGUUCGCUGAAGUCUUCGUAAUCAUCUGGUUCGGUUCCAUUAUCAUCACCCUCAACUCAAAGCUUCUGGGAGGCACCAUAUCCUUCUUCCAGAGUCUGUGUGUAUUGGGAUACUGCAUCAUGCCUCUGACAGCAGCCAUGGCGGUGUGCAGGAUCGUCCUGGUCGGCGGCUCGGGGACGGUCAGCUUCGCCGUGCGGCUCGUGGUGGUGACGGCAUCCUUCGGGUGGUCCACCUUUGCCUCCACGGCAUUCCUCGCUGACAGCCAGCCGCCAAACCGCAAGGCGUUGGUGGUGUACCCAGUGUUCCUCUUCUACUUUGUGAUCGGGUGGAUGAUCCUGACAUUCUCGCCGUCACAGUAGACGAGAAACAAAAAGAAUGGAGGUGAACUGACAAACAUGAAGGAGGUUUUGUAGGUUGAAAGGACUAACAAAAAAAAACACCGGUAUCUGCCUUUGAACCAAGAUGAAUGACUACUGAAAUGACUGUGGGUGUUUCUCGGUGUCUGAUAUUGUAUUAAGACUAAAUAGACUCCAUAAAUAUUCCUAAAUAACUCCUUCGGGUGAAGCGUUGGCUCUGUCUCAGAUUCCGAGAAGUCCUGGGGACAGUUUGCUGCAGAUGGAGAGUUAGAAAGCUGAUGAAUUAUGUUCAUAUUUUUCCAGUUUGUCUCCCAGAUGUGUUUAUCAGCUGUGUAUAAAUAAAGUCUAUAGGUGUGUACAUAGAAAUGCUCUAUGAAUAUUUGAACUACCAGAGAUAUGAUAAUAAUUGUUUCUCCUCCUGGUCUCCCUGGGUUUGAUUAAAACCUCACACUGCUCAUGAGGUUUUUCCUCAAAGCUUAAAUUUCAGACUAGAUUCUUCACAACGUUCUUGGACACUUCUAUAGUUAGAAAAAGAAACCAUCCUGUUCUGACCUACUGUUUUCUGGAUAUUGGUGUGACCUCUCUUAGUUUGUUUGACAGGACAUUGUAGAACAGAUAGACUUGGAAUUACCCUCAGAAACUAGAGUCCCACCUAAUGAAUCGUUACAAAUUAACAUUGGAGGCAGUCUGUCAUUUCUCAUUCAAAAUCAACAGUUCAAAAUGUUGAGAAACAUGCUUUUCACUCUCGUAAUGAACAUUAGAGGAGAAUAUUAAAAGUGCUUUUGUCUACAAAAUAAGAAUGAAGCAGCAGCCAGUUGGCCUAGCUGAGCACUAAGACUGGAAGCAGAGACAAGCAUGCCUCUGUUUAGUAGUAACCAAUUUCGCUGAGCAAGCAUUUCUGAAACUUAGUCAAUUACAUGUUGAAUCUUUUGGGUUUCAUCAGUAAAUGAAAAACAAAAUUCUUCUUCAUCAGACUAUUUCUUGACCCAAAGUGGUUUAAAUCUUCUCAACAAGAGUGGAAAUAAGUGCAUUUUCACUCAAUUGUUUCUUUAGGCCUGGAUAUUGUCUGAUACGGAUGCACAUAUAAUUCUGAUAAAACUCAAUUGUAUGUUUGCAAAGGUGAAAUCUUUUAACGUUGUCACUCACUGUCCGAGUCACGUGAAAAAUGAUGUCUUUACCUCACAGCGACACGGUUUCUGACUGGCUUCAACGUCCAUCGUUUCUUCUUGCAGAGCCAAACAGGACACAGGAAACUUUUCAUGACACUGAUUCUCUGCUAGGAGUAAACAGAGGGGUAAAAAAGGAAGACAAUGUUUUAUUGCUUGAAUGUGUUUCAUUUGUAGAUGAAUUAUACUGACUUCUGUUUCUUGGAUCUCUUUUGUGGCGUCCCACAUCCCUGUCUUUAGUAAAUUAGGAGAAUGAUGAUGUAAAACAGAGUUUCUCAAAUGAUCAAACCUCAGGACCCAACACCACCUCUUUAAUGACAUUAGUGCAAUUUGGACCCAAGGUAGAUCAAAACAUCACAUGAUUUCAAAAUCACAAAAAACGGUACAUUUUAAACUGGCCUUUCCCUUCUUUUUUAUAUUUUAAUUUUGAGUGGCAACAAGUGUUACGGUGCAUUACUGCCACCUGCUGUGUUGGAGUGUGAAUAAACUACCCUGCAACUGUA